Vicugna pacos (alpaca) is the source of this 5367-nucleotide messenger RNA. NCBI's taxonomy places the organism in Eukaryota, Metazoa, Chordata, Mammalia, Artiodactyla, Camelidae. The record is from RefSeq and is a predicted model, not a curated record.
GGGACCCCUGGGCACUGCUGCGCACAGAGCACUGCACUGGUCCUCUACCACGAGGACGCCGUGGUGGUGGGGCCGAGUGACACUCUGCUGGCUCCAUCUGGACGCCUCCCUGUCCAGGGCUGGAGAGAGCCCAACAGAGCUUCUGGCAUUGGCUGCCAGCCCCUGGCGCUCCUCAGCCUGCAGACGCGUCACUCCAGUCUGUGCCACCGUCAUCCCUGGGCGUUUGCCCCUGCACAGUGUGCUCACGUGGCUCUCGGAGGGCUCCAGUUGUUGGCUUACGGCCCAGCCUACUGACCUCACCCUAGCUUGAUCGCAUCAUCUGCAAAAGUCCAAAUAAAGUCAGACUCACAGGUACUGGGUUAGGAUUUCAACAUAUCUUUUCUGUGGGCACAAGUCAACCCACAACAGCCGGUCAGCCAAUGACAGUCAAUGAGAGCCAAUGUGAUUUUUCCAGAACUUCUGGGAGAGAGGCAAGUGCGUCCCUCUUUCCUGCUCUGAUGACGUGAGCCUAGGCUGCCACCUGUGCCACAUGUGACCUGAGGAUGUAGCCAAAUGGCGGAAAGUAAUGCCGAGAGGGAGGAAAAUAAGCUGUGUGAAAGUUUGAUCCCUGGAUGGAGCUGUUCCUGAAGGCGCACUGCCCCGGUCUUCUCAUACCUGUGAGCUGCAAAUCUCCUUUUCUGCCUAAACCACCUUCUCAAGUCUUCUGUCACCAGCAAUCAGAACAAAGUCAGUGGAUGAGAAACUGGUACAAGGAACAGGCUUUGCAAGGUGUGGCCUGAGUCCAAGUAGGGCGGGAGGCGUGGAGGCCUCUCCCCUCCCCCAGGAAACUGGUGAGAAGCUCGGCCAGGCAAGAAGCAGAGCGCUGUGCCUCCCACCCCACCCUGCCCCGCCGCCCUGUGUUUGUUUCAGGUAGUGAGAGGCUGGGCCAAGGGCGGGGGCAGGUGGGGAAAGUCAGACGCAGCCCUCCAGGGGGUGACCAGCAGCAAGGCCCAAGGCCGGCAAAGAGAUUCUGGGAGCCGUUCAAUGCCCGGGCAACCCCCAAGCCACGUGCUGAGGUGGUCAGCUCUGCGGUGCUACCCACGGGAGGGGCACUUCCCUGCAUGACAGCAGGUCAGAGGAAUGUGCAGUGAGGCACAGGCCAUGGGGCGGCAGGCAUCAUGGCUACUUCUGUCCAAGGGGGAUGUAAUGUGUGCCCCCUUGGCAGAAGCCCCAGCCUGGCUCAGGUGGCCCUUUCCCUCCGGCUCAGCCUUGGCCACAGAGAGUGCAGCCUGGGCGUGGCCACAUACCCCGCUCCCUGCCUGUCCUGGACCACCACUCACUGAGGGGUAGGAGCUGGUGCAGGCAGGGCUGGGACUGUCCUUAGCCCAGGUCGGGUGGGACUAGGCCCCAGCUUGUGCAAAGGCCCAGGGGCAGCACAGAGAAGGGGCCCUGGGACAGACAGCACACACAGCUGUGGGCACUAGCAAACCGCUGUCUGCCGUGUGAGUGAGCAGGAGUGUGGGUGGGGCCACCGGGCUCAGGGCCUGCCGGUCCACAUUGCUCAGUGGACAGAGGGCCACACAGGGGGCCCAAGCUGCCAAAAUGAGCAAGAUUGUCCAUGGGGCUGCUGGGCAGUGUUACUGUCCCCGUCUAGGAGGAGCUGGGCUCAGCCCAGGGCCUGGGUCCCAGGCGCCCGAUGAGAAAGGUUGGAGGUUUCCCCAAACCUGCUCCCAGGACUUCCCAGGCCUCUGGUCUCCCACUUCUCAGUCACAGGUCCUCGGCCAGUCCUGUGGAGCCUCGAAUGGAAGUCUGACCCAGCCCUGUCCUUUCUUGGACAGAAAGAUGUACACAUGGACCAGGUGUCAGGAGCUGGAGCACCUACUCGCCCUCUCCCCAUGGGAGGCUUGGAGAAAAGUGAGGAGAAGGGGCCGGAGGGGGCCCUGUGAGGACACCCUGGCAGCUGCAGAGACGCCUGGUGCGCGGAAGCGUCCGCCAGCCUGCCCCGGCCUGUCCGCCCACCCCACCCAACACUUUCUGAUGGAAAGUUCCCAGGGCAACAGCAGCACAAACCCCAUGGAAAAGACAAGUCUGGGCAGGCAGGGCCAGCUCCUGGGAGGGCCCAGGGCCCAGUAUGGCGUGGACAUGGGAAAGUCCCUGGCUUGCCUGCCGGACGCAGCCUGCUCCUUGGUAGAAGCCGGCGUCGGGUGAAGGAAUGAGUAGGCUGCGUGGUGCCCCAGCUGCCAUGGGAAACCCGGUCUCGCGACUGGGCUGCCUGGGGGAGGGGAGGAGGCGCGCCGGGGCCAGCCCGAGGGCCCAAGGGGGCCCCUCCCUGCCCGCAGAUCCCUGGGGCCAGCCCCCACCAGGGAUCUCCUGGGCCCGCUGGCGACCCCGUGCCGUGGAGGUGACAGAGGUGACAGAGGUGACAGAAGUGACAGAGACGGUGGUGACAGAAGCUGUGGAAGUGGGACCCGUCCAGCCAGGAAGGCAGCCAGCCCUGGCAUCCCCAGGGCCCCUGGACACUACUCGCAGCUGGCUGGAAGGCAUGGAGGAGCUUCAGGCCUCACAGGGACCCCUGGCCCCUGACGUCACGGUGGCUGUGGCCCAGCUGCGGGAGCAGAAGCUCCUCCGGCACCUGCUGGAGGAGAGGGCGCUCCAGGUGGAGUUGAGGCUGCAGGAGGCGCAGAGCCCUGGACAGCUGCGGGCCCGGUGGGAUGGCCUGGUGCAGCGAGCAGAGGCCAGGUGGGGGCUCCUGGAGCAGCUGGUCCCUGCGGCCCGGAGCUUCGAGGCGGCCCGUAGCGCCCUCUUGGCUCUGCUGACCCCAGGCGAGCAGCUCCUGGCUGAGCUGUGGCAGGACCAGCUGGGGCCUGAGGGCUGCAAGGGGGCCGUGCAGCGCCUGCAGGGUGUGUGCGAGGGGGCUGCAGCCCGGACAGAAGGCCUGGAGAGGGCCCUGGAAGCUGGCCAAAGGUUGGCAGAGCUGCUCGCGGAGGACGAAGCUCUGCUGGUGAGGGGACAGCUGCAGCGGCUCCGGGAGCGGGUGAGGCUGACCGGGGAAGGCGCUGCCCGCGCCCGGCAGAAGCUGCUGCAGGACCUGGGGACAGAGUCCUCUGACCCCUCGCCCCUGACAAGCCCGGCAGCCCAGCUGGAACCGAAGAGGGCAGCCUCUGAACAUCGAGGGCUCGAGAACCGAGAGCAGCUGAGUGCCUGGCUGGCACCCUGGACAGAGGCCCCAGGCCAGGCGGUAGUGGACACAGCGUCCAUUCAGGAACCGAACCCCCCACCAGGUCCCGCGAAACCUACAGGGGUCACUGUAGAGAAAAUGCGAGGCCUGGCCCCAGAGGUGGGCUCAGGGACCCCAGCUGUGUUCCGGGCAGAGGUGGAGCUUCUGGGAGGGUGCCGGUCAGAGGCUCAGGAGCAGGACACUAGGCUGAAGGUUGCACGGGGUCCGGUGGAGCUGGCGGCCAGUGAGGAGGGGCUGCAACCUGAGGGCAGCUGGGCCCAAGCUUUGCAGGUUUUCCCGUGGGAGCUGUGGGGAGAGUGGACCCUGUCGGCAUCUUUGCUGUGGAGGGAACCAGCCCUACCAGGAAGGGCCACCGGCAGGGGCACCUGCCACCUGGGCCUGCUGCUGGAGCCGCAGGGCUGCCGGGCUAUGGCGUCCAGCUCCACAACAGAGAGGCCGCGCGUCCUGGAGGGGAUGGCGAUGCUGGCUGCCCCACACUUUGCGGAGGAGCUGCUUACGCUGCCCACCAGGCGAGCCAGGCAGAGCCCCACGGGCCCAAGCCAGGGCCUGUGGCCAGGGGCUGUGGCCGGCACAGCCACCUUCUGGACCAGGCUGGGGUCGUCAUGAUGGCACUGCUCCCAGGGGUCCUCAGACCCCCCUCCUUGCACCAGGACUCUGAGUGCCCCUCUGACCUGCAGGUGCUCUGGGGGAAGGAGGGCAGCCUGCAGGGACUCUGGGUGCCCAGUGGCCACUCAGGCAGGGACACCAGUCUAGGGGCUGGGGGUGGCAGGUCAAGCAGUGGGCAGGAUGGGGCAUGGGGGGGCUCACCUCAUCAGCCUCCCAACACCCCCCACCUACACCAACUCCCUGAGGCUCCUCUCUGCUCCCGCCCUGCUGUGCAGGUGGUGCAGGCCCGGGGCUGGGGGCUAGAGGAGUGGCCUGUGGCCCUGGGGGCUGCUGGGCUGAAGCCCUGGACCAGAGCUCCAGGGAAGGCCCUGACCCUGAGGGACCCUGGCCAGGGACAGCCUGAGGACCUCAGGAGCAGGACAGUCACCCGGGCGUCCCUGGGAGGGCUCCUGGAAGACCUGAGCUGGAGACCACCACAGGGAGUGGGAGCCACACGGAGAGGAGCUGGAGGGACGAGGACCAGUGGGCAUGACGUGGGGAGGGGCAGCCACGUGCAGCCCCCCACUGCGUGCAGGUGAGCGGUGGGCACACCCGGGCACAGAGAGAGAUCCAGGACCAGCCAGUCUCACACUGCCUUCUCACAGCGUGGAGCUGGCACGCACACGGGUUUCAUGGCCUGGUGGCCAUGCUGCCUGCAAUGGCUUGGCCACAGGCAGCACCAGCCCGCCUCCCAGCAGAACAUUGUGGACAGCGGCCAGUGGUCCGGUGAGCAGGGCAGGGGAUGGAUGCAGUUGCCCUGACCCAUCUUGGGGGAAUGUGGGCCCAUACCAGAGCUCUUUACUCUGUUGGGGUCAGGGCUCCCCAGCGGCCAGCAGCAGCCACACAGCGUGGCCAGUGUGGCGGAUGUGGACAGGGACAAGGACACAGGUGGCCAAAGGACGGCUCAGGGUCCAGGAAGCCUCAGUAAGCAGGUGUGAGCAUGGGCUUGGGUGGGAGUGAGGGCAGAGCUGUGGUAACUGACCCCACACCCUCCACCCCAGAAGCCCGGACCCCCACCCCCCUGUGCCCGCGCAGGUGUCUCGAGGUGCUCUCAUGGUCCGUGUCGGAGGUGGCUGGGUGGCCCUGGAUGAGUAUCUGGUCAAGUAUGACCCAGGCAGAGGUGAGGGCUGGGGGAGAGGAGAGUCUAAGUCCCCAGGGCCCCAACUGGGGGCAGAAGAGGAAAGGUCUUGGGCCCUGACCCUGGGGGACAAGAGGGUACCUGCUCGACCCUCUCCACCUGGGAUCUCUGGGCAGCAAAAGGGAGGACCAGCCAGAAGAUCCAUGAGCGAUUCCUGUCAUGGGCUGUGGCUCCCAGCCUGCCAGCCCCUGCGGUUGUGCCUGAAAGGCUCUGGGCCUCCAUCCUCUGCACCACCGGGAGCCCCCUGUCCCGGAAGGUGGGUGCUCGGAUGGGCAUAUGAGAGAGGGCCAAUGUUCUCCCGGGUGGACAGAAACCUCCUCUGAGCCCAGGUGGAGGGGCUGGACCCAUGGGGUAAGGCCUGGUCAUC